This is a messenger RNA of Ochotona princeps (American pika), 1867 nucleotides long. It is a transcript of the gene LORICRIN, whose product is annotated as loricrin cornified envelope precursor protein. Gene Ontology annotation, cellular component: cornified envelope. The record is from RefSeq and is a predicted model, not a curated record. The transcript is spliced from 2 exons. NCBI's taxonomy places the organism in Eukaryota, Metazoa, Chordata, Mammalia, Lagomorpha, Ochotonidae. Gene Ontology annotation, molecular function: structural constituent of skin epidermis. Bases 444 to 1628 code for a protein of 394 amino acids.
AUUGCUGAGAGCCUUCUGACAGACCCACAAGCCCCCCUCUGCUGUGCUGGGGGAGGGGGUGGAAUAAUCCAUUCUUGUAAACAUUUGUGGACAUUUUCUAUUUGCGGUUGAAAAAUCAGGGUUGAAAUUGGAAGAGAUCCUAGGAGUGAUGUGUUGAAACUCUGUUUUUCAAACUCUUUUUUACAAGUGAUGAGAAAGAGACAGGAGUGUGGGUGAUCUGCCUCCAAGUCACACAUGCGAGGGGAGAGCUGAGAGUACCACUUGUUGGGCUAUUUAAGGCUUAGUGAUGACUUGAGGGUUUGAAAGGGGAGGGAUAUUGACUGUUUUCCAGAAGGCGCAAUCCAAGAGUCCCAGCUCCUUUGGUACAGGAGGCAUCCCCAACAGAACUUUAGUCUGUUCAGGCUGGCUUCUAGAAGUUCAGUAGCAUUACCGUGUUGCUAUGGAUGCAGCCGCCGCCUCCGCAGCUGCAUCCUCGGGCAGUUGGUCCAGCGACGCUCUCUGCUCACCUUCUAGGAUCUCCUUCCUUCCUAGACAAGAUGUCUCAUCAGAAGAAGCAGCCCACUUCCUUCCCUCCCGUGAGUUGCGGGAAGUCCUCCGGAGGCGGCGGCGGAGGCGGCGGGAGCUCCGGAGGAGGCGUCAAGUACUCCAGCGGCGGCGGCGGUGGCUCCUCCGGGGGCGGCUGCUACUCCAGCUGCGGUAGCGGCGGCGGCGGCCACUCCGGGGGCGGCGGCCACAGCUGCGGCGGUAGCCACUCCGGGGGCGGCGGAGGCCACAGCUGCGGCGGUGGCCACUCCGGGGGCGGCGGCUCCAGCAGCUGCGGCGGCGGCUCCGGAGGAGGCGUCAAGUACUACGUCGGCGGCUCCAGCUGCGGCGGUGGCUCCUCCGGGGGCAGUGGCGGUGUUUGCUACUCCAGCUGCGGCGGCGGCAGCGGUGGUGGUUCCGGCAGCUGCGGCGGCGGCUCCUCGGGAGGCGGCGGCUCCAGCUGCGGGGGCGGCAGCGGCGGCGGCUCCAGCCAUCCCUACCAAUGCCAGAGCUACGGCGGGGGCUCUAGCGGCGGGGGCUCCAGCUGCGGAGGUGGCAGCGGCGGCUACUCCGGCGGCGGCUCCAGCUGCGGCGGCGGCUACUCCGGGGGCGGUUCCAGCUGCGGAGGUGGCAGCGGCGGCUACUCCGGGGGCGGUUCCAGCUGCGGAGGUGGCAGCGGCGGCUACUCCGGGGGCGGCUCCAGCUGCGGCGGCUCCUCGAGCGGCAGCGGCGGCUACUGCUCCUCGCAGCAGUCCACCCAGUCCUGCUGCGCGCCCCAGCAGAGCUACGGCGGCGGCUCCUCCGGCGGCAGCGGCGGCUGCUAUUCCAGCUGUGGCGGAGGUUCCUCCGGGGGCGGCUCCAGCUGUGGCGGAGGUUCCUCUGGGGGCGGCUCCAGCUGCGGCGGCGGCGGCUCCUCCGGGGGCAGUGGCGGUGGUUGCUACUCCAGCUGCGGCGGCGGCUCCUCCGGAGGCAGCGGCGGCGGCUCCAGCUGCGGAGGCGGCUCCUCUGGGGGCAGCGGCGGCGGCUCCAGCUGCGGAGGCGGCAAGGGCGUCCCGGUGUACCACCAGACCCAGCAGAAGCAGGCGCCUUCCUGGCCGUGCAAGUAAGACCCCCCAGGUCACCACGGAGACCGAUGAGCUGCAGGUGUUCUCCGUGGGUGCCGGUGGGCCUAGCGCUCUCAUGAUAUUGCCCGAGGAUUCCCUAUCCUUCUGGUCCAGACAGUCCCCAGAAGAAGUCUCCGGAUUCUCUGGCUGUGUCUGGUUCCGCGAUUUUCCUUCCUGAUGUCUGUACAACUACCUCCCACCCUCAGUGCCUCCACCAUCAAUAAAUGCGCAAUUCAUGGGAA